GGAAGGGCGGGGCAAGGGGUGGGCCCUGGAGGCUCUUGAGAGCUGGGACCGUUUCCAUUUCGUUCUUUACUCUGGGCGUCCCCAGCGCCUAGUAGAGUGCAUGACAUACAUAGUAGGUGCUUUAUUAAGCACGGCUCACUAAUUCUUGUUCAUUGAUUGAUGAGGGGAGCAGAAGAGGGGAGGUGCAGAAGGACCGGUGAUGGAGGAGAAUCCCGACCCAGGGGAGGAGCGCCAGCCCUGCCCAGUGACCAUGGACCUGCAGGGAGAUGGGGCCUUGCAGGUGGAGAUCUCUGAUGCUGUGAGUGAGAGGGACAAGGUGAAAUUCACAGUUCACACCAAGAGCUGCCUCCCACACUUCAGCCAGACAGAGUUCUCAGUGGUGCGACAGCAUGAGGAGUUCAUCUGGCUUCACGAUGCGUACACUGACAACGAGGACUAUGCUGGCAUCAUCAUACCCCCAGCGCCCCCCAAGCCAGACUUUGAGGCUUCCCGGGAAAAGCUGCAGAGGCUGGGGGAAGGGGACAGCUCCAUUACCAGGGAAGAGUUUGCCAAAAUGAAGCAAGAACUAGAGGGGGAAUAUCUGGCCAUUUUUAAGAAGACAGUAGCCAUGCACGAGGUGUUCCUUCAGCGCCUGGCUGCCCACCCCACCCUCCGUCGGGACCACAACCUGUAUGUCUUCUUGGAAUAUGGUCAAGAUCUGAGUGUUCGUGGGAAGAAUAAGAAGGAGCUGUUUGGGGGGUUUAUCAGGAACAUUGUGAAGUCGGCUGAUGAGGCUCUCAUCACCGGUGUGUCAGGACUGAAGGAGGUGGACGAAUUCUUCGAGCAUGAGAGAACCUUCUUGUUGGAGUACCAUAGUCGCAUCCGGGAUGCCUGCCUGCGUGCUGACCGGGUCAUGCGCUCCCACAAGUGCCUGGCUGAGGAUUACAUCCCCAUCUCGGCAGCACUGAGCAGCCUGGGCACACAGGAAGUCAACCAGCUGAAGACGAGUUUUCUCAAAUUGGCUGAACUUUUUGAACGCCUGAGGAAGCUGGAGGGCCGCGUCGCCUCGGAUGAAGACCUCAAACUGUCUGACGUGCUCCACUAUUACAUGAGGGAUGCACAGGCAGCCAAGGACCUGCUGUACCGGCGGUUGAGGGCACUGGCCGACUACGAGAAUGCCAAUAAGGCCCUGGACAAAGCCCGGAUGAGAAACCGGGAGGUGCAGUCGGCAGAGACCCACCAGCAGCUGUGCUGCCGGCGCUUUGAGCGCCUCUCUGACUCGGCCAAGCAGGAGCUCACUGACUUUAAGGCUCGCCGGGGAUCUGCUUUCCGAAAGAAUCUCAUUGAGUUGGCGGAAUUAGAACUCAAACAUGCCAAGGCCAGUACACUGCUUCUAAGAAACACCCUCAUUGCCCUCAAGGGAGAACCCUAGCACCCUCUCCUCCCUCCUGCCCUGUGCUAGGCUCGGAGCCUGAAGCCCAGCCUUCCCUACCCUGCCCCUGGGGAAGGAAACACAGACAACCCCGGGCAGAUGGGUGUGUCUGUCACCUGUGACCUCCCAGAGGGAGCCCUCAGAGCUAAGGCUGCCAACAGAGAGGUCAGACCCAUCAAUACCAGUGUUGUCUUUCCUUCAUCGAUGGAAAUAAAGGUACCUGUUUUGGA
Messenger RNA from Dromiciops gliroides (monito del monte), 1641 nucleotides. RefSeq names its product sorting nexin 32 (gene SNX32). NCBI's taxonomy places the organism in Eukaryota, Metazoa, Chordata, Mammalia, Microbiotheria, Microbiotheriidae. The record is from RefSeq and is a predicted model, not a curated record. The transcript has 14 exons. Gene Ontology annotation, cellular component: endosome. Bases 200 to 1411 code for a protein of 403 amino acids. Gene Ontology annotation, molecular function: phosphatidylinositol binding.